GUUGGUACAGAGGAUAUACCCUCCAAAAUAAAUCUAAAAAGGGUAUUUUCCCGGAAACGUACAUCCAUUUGAAAGAGGCAACCGUGGAAGACCGAGGGCAGCAUGAGACCGUGAUUCCUGGUGAGCUCCCCCUGGUGCAGGAGCUGACGGCGACUCUGCGAGAAUGGGCUGUCAUCUGGCGCAAGCUCUAUGUGAACAACAAGCUCACCCUCUUCCGCCAGCUGCAGCAGAUGACAUACAGCCUGAUCGAGUGGCGGUCCCAGAUCCUGUCUGGGACACUCCCCAAGGACGAACUGGCAGAGCUCAAGAAGAAGGUCACGGCCAAAAUUGAUCAUGGCAACAGGAUGCUUGGGUUAGAUCUGGUAGUGCGUGAUGACAACGGGAACAUCUUGGACCCGGAUGAAACCAGCACCAUUGCACUCUUCAGGGCCCAUGAAGUGGCCUCAAAAAGGAUUGAGGAAAAAAUACAAGAAGAAAAGUCCAUUCUGCAGAACCUGGACUUGCGGGGCCAGUCCAUCUUCAGCUCUGUCCACACUUAUGGCCUCUACGUGAACUUCAAGAACUUCGUCUGCAACAUCGGGGAGGACUCAGAGUUGUUCAUGGCCCUGUACGACCCCGACCAGUCCACUUUCAUCAGUGAGAACUAUCUAAUUCGUUGGGGCAGUAAUGGGAUGCCCAAGGAAAUAGAGAAGCUCAAUAACCUUCAAGCAGUGUUUACUGACCUCAGCAGCACAGACCUCAUCCGGCCCCGCAUCAGCCUCGUGUGCCAGAUUGUCCGGGUGGGCCACAUGGAGCUGAAGGAGGGCAAAAAACACACCUGUGGGCUCCGAAGACCUUUCGGAGUAGCAGUGAUGGAUAUUACUGAUAUCAUACAUGGAAAGGUGGAUGAUGAAGAAAAGCAGCAUUUUAUUCCCUUUCAGCAAAUUGCCAUGGAAACCUAUAUCCGGCAGAGGCAGCUGAUCAUGUCACCCUUGAUAACCUCACAUGUGAUUGGAGAGAAUGAGCCUCUCACUUCAGUCCUGAAUAAAGUGAUAGGAGCAAAGGAUGUGAAUCACAAAGGACAAGGACUUUGGGUGUCUUUGAAGCUAUUGCCAGGUGACCUCACACAAGUUCAGAAGAAUUUUUCACACUUGGUUGAUAGAUCAACAGCAAUAGCCCGAAAAAUGGGAUUUCCUGAAAUAAUACUGCCAGGAGAUGUUCGGAAUGAUAUUUAUGUCACCCUAGUCCAUGGGGAAUUUGACAAAGGGAAAAAGAAGACGCCAAAGAACGUGGAGGUGACCAUGUGCGUGUACGACGAGGAGGGCAGGCUCUUGGAGAAUGCAAUUCAUCCAGGUGCUGGAUACGAAGGCAUUUCAGAAUACAAGUCAGUAGUCUAUUACCAAGUCAAGCAGCCCUGUUGGUAUGAGACUGUCAAGGUAUCCAUUGCUAUAGAAGAAGUCACACGCUGUCACAUAAGAUUUACCUUCCGGCACAGGUCAUCUCAGGAAUCCAGAGAUAAAUCGGAGCGAGCAUUUGGGGUGGCCUUCGUGAAACUGAUGAAUCCAGAUGGCACCACUCUGCAGGAUGGGAGGCAUGAUCUGGUGGUUUAUAAGGGUGACAACAAGAAAAUGGAAGAUGCUAAAUUCUACUUGACCCUGCCUGGGACCAAGGUGGAGAUGGAAGAAAAAGAGCUCCAAGCAUCCAAAACCCUGGCCAGCUUUACUCCGAGCAAGGAUAGCACAAAAGAUAGCUUCCAGAUCGCCACCCUCAUUUGCUCCACAAAGCUCACCCAGAACGUUGACCUGUUAGGCUUGUUAAAUUGGCGUUCCAACUCCCAGAACAUUAAACACAACCUAAAGAAGUUAAUGGAGGUGGAUGGAGGAGAGAUUGUGAAGUUUUUGCAAGAUACACUAGACGCACUCUUUAACAUAAUGAUGGAAAUGUCAGACAAUGAAACAUAUGACUUCCUUGUGUUUGAUGCACUGGUAUUUAUUAUUUCACUGAUAGGAGACAUCAAGUUCCAGCAUUUUAAUCCUGUACUUGAAACCUACAUUUACAAGCACUUCAGUGCCACUCUGGCGUAUGUGAAACUCUCCAAGGUACUGAACUUUUAUGUGGCUAACGCAGAUGACUCCAGCAAGACAGAAUUGCUGUUUGCUGCUUUGAAAGCCUUGAAGUACUUAUUUAGAUUCAUCAUCCAGUCACGUGUACUCUACUUGAGAUUUUAUGGCCAGAGUGAAGAUGGAGAUGAAUUUAAUAAUUCAAUCCGCCAGUUAUUUCUUGCUUUCAAUACGCUGAUGGACAGGCCCUUGGAGGAAGCUGUCAAGAUCAAGGGGGCAGCUUUGAAGUACCUUCCUAGCAUAAUUAAUGAUGUCAAACUUGUGUUUGAUCCUGUUGAGCUCAGUGAGCUCUUCUGCAAGUUUAUUCAGAGCAUUCCUGACAACCAGUUAGUGCGGCAGAAACUUAACUGCAUGACCAAGAUAGUGGAGAGCAGUCUUUUUCAGCAGUCGGAAUGCAGAGACGUGCUGCUGCCGCUGCUGACGGACCAGCUCAGCGGCCAGUUGGACGACCACUCCAGCAGGCCUGACCAUGAGGCCAGCUCUCAGCUGCUGAGCAGCAUCCUGGAGGUGCUGGACAGGAAGGAUGUGGGCCCCACGGGCAUGCACAUCCAGCUCAUCAUGGAGCGGCUGCUGAGGAGGGUCAACCGGACCGUGAUUGGGAUGAGCCGGCAGUCUCCCCACAUCGGGAGUUUUGUGGCUUGCAUGAUUGCCAUCCUCCAGCAGAUGGACGACAGCCACUACAACCACUAUAUCAGCACUUUCAAAACCAGACAAGACAUCAUUGACUUCCUCAUGGAAACUUUUAUCAUGUUUAAGGAUCUGAUCGGGAAGAAUGUCUAUGCCAAAGAUUGGAUGAUCAUGAAUAUGACACAGAGCAGGGUUUUUUUCCGUGCUAUAAAUCAGUUUGCUGAAGUUCUCACAAAAUUCUUCAUGGAUCAGGCAAGCUUUGAACUUCAGCUCUGGAACAACUACUUCCAUUUGGCGGUAGCAUUUCUCACCCAUGAGUCCCUUCAGCUUGAAACCUUCUCACAAGCCAAGCGCAACAAAAUUGUAAAAAAAUAUGGGGACAUGAGAAAGGAAAUCGGCUUUAGGAUCCGGGACAUGUGGUAUAACCUAGGUCCCCACAAAAUCAAAUUCAUCCCAUCCAUGGUGGGUCCCAUUCUGGAGGUCACUCUGACACCCCAAGUAGAGCUCCAGAAAGCCACAAUCCCUAUUUUCUUUGAUAUGAUGCAGUGUGAGUUCAAUUUCAGUGGGAACGGCAACUUCCAUAUGUUUGAGAAUGAGUUGAUCACAAAGCUGGACCAAGAGGUAGAAGGGGGCAGAGGAGAUGAACAAUACAAGGUUCUUCUGGAAAAACUGCUCCUAGAACAUUGCCGGAAACAUAAAUACCUGUCCAGCUCCGGGGAAGUGUUCGCCCUGCUGGUGAGCAGCCUCUUGGAGAAUCUGCUGGACUACAGAACCAUCGUCAUGCAUGACGAGAGCAAGGAGAACCGCAUGAGCUGCACCGUGAACGUGCUGAAUUUUUAUAAAGAAAAGAAAAGAGAGGACAUAUACAUAAGAUAUUUGUACAAGCUCCGAGAUUUGCACCGAGACUGUGAGAACUACACAGAAGCUGCCUACACACUUCUCUUACACGCUGAGCUUCUGCAGUGGUCUGACAAGCCCUGUAUGCCCCAUUUGCUUCAGAGGGACAGUUACUAUGUGUAUACCCAGCAGGAACUUAAAGAAAAGUUGUAUCAAGAAAUAAUAUCAUAUUUUGACAAAGGCAAAAUGUGGGAGAAGGCAAUCAAACUGAGCAAGGAGCUGGCUGAGACUUACGAGAGCAAAGUGUUUGACUACGAGGGCCUUGGCAAUCUCCUGAAAAAAAGAGCCUCAUUUUAUGAGAACAUCAUUAAGGCAAUGAGGCCUCAGCCUGAAUACUUUGCUGUCGGAUACUACGGACAGGGCUUUCCUUCUUUCCUACGGAAUAAAAUCUUCAUCUACCGGGGGAAGGAGUAUGAGAGGCGAGAAGACUUCAGCCUGAGGUUGCUGACACAGUUUCCCAACGCUGAGAAGAUGACCAGUACCACGCCCCCUGGAGAGGACAUCAAGGCCUCGCCAAAGCAGUACAUACAGUGCUUCACCGUGAAGCCGGUGAUGAGCCUGCCACCUGGCUACAAGGAUAAGCCCGUUCCGGAGCAGAUCUUAAACUACUACAGAGCCAAUGAAGUACAGCAAUUCAGAUAUUCCCGGCCCUUCCGGAAAGGAGAAAAGGAUCCAGACAAUGAAUUCGCUACCAUGUGGAUUGAGCGGACCACAUAUACUACUGCAUAUACCUUCCCCGGGAUUCUCAAGUGGUUUGAAGUCAAACAGAUUUCAACAGAGGAAAUCAGCCCCUUGGAGAAUGCCAUCGAAACCAUGGAACUGACCAACGAGAGGAUCAGCAACUGUGUUCAGCAGCACGCCUGGGACCGAUCCCUCUCUGUGCAUCCACUCUCCAUGCUGCUGAAUGGCAUUGUGGACCCAGCUGUCAUGGGGGGAUACUCCAACUAUGAAAAGGCUUUUUUUACAGAGAAGUACUUGCAGGAGCACCCUGAAGACCAGGAGAAGGUUGAGCUGCUGAAGCGACUGAUAGCAUUGCAGAUGCCUCUGCUGACGGAGGGGAUCCGCAUCCACGGGGAGAAGCUGACGGAACAGCUCAAGCCGCUGCAUGCCCGCUUGUCCACUUGCUUCCGGGAACUCAAGGAGAAAGUGGAAAAGCUCUAUGGGGUCAUAACACUG
Galeopterus variegatus (Sunda flying lemur) is the source of this 4799-nucleotide messenger RNA. RefSeq names its product dedicator of cytokinesis protein 5. The annotation marks the transcript as partial. Gene Ontology annotation, cellular component: cytoplasm; plasma membrane. The transcript has 45 exons. Lineage: Eukaryota; Metazoa; Chordata; Mammalia; Dermoptera; Cynocephalidae. Gene Ontology annotation, biological process: small GTPase-mediated signal transduction; cell migration. The record is from RefSeq and is a predicted model, not a curated record. Gene Ontology annotation, molecular function: GTPase activator activity; guanyl-nucleotide exchange factor activity; small GTPase binding.